Cyphellophora europaea CBS 101466 is the source of this 2829-nucleotide messenger RNA. Its product is annotated as translation elongation factor G. Bases 1 to 2829 code for a protein of 942 amino acids. Gene Ontology annotation, biological process: mitochondrial translation; ribosome disassembly. The transcript has a single exon. Gene Ontology annotation, cellular component: mitochondrion. Gene Ontology annotation, molecular function: GTP binding; GTPase activity. The record is from RefSeq and is a predicted model, not a curated record. Lineage: Eukaryota; Fungi; Ascomycota; Eurotiomycetes; Chaetothyriales; Cyphellophoraceae.
AUGCGGUCUAGCGUGUGCUACGGUGAGGCAUGGAGACACACCCUGCCAGAUUAUGCAGAUCCAGAUUCUUUCCGCAAGAUUAUCUCUGAAGCUCCAUACUUCCAUCGCUGGUCUUUUGCCAUCUAUUUUCCAUCUCACUUGAGUCCGGCGCAGGAAGAAGGUAGCUUCGGGGGAAUGAUCACAAGAUGUGGUGUGCAAUAUCUGCUACACCGCAUCGGUGACCUACCAGUCUGGCAGAAGGCCAAAUAUCCGAGCUUGUCCCCAUCUCUUUUGAGCAAGCGUUGUAGUUUCAGCACCUUUGGCGCACGUCAUAAUGUUGGCUCGCGAAUACGCAAUAUCGGUAUCAUUGCUCACAUCGAUGCCGGCAAGACGACCACCACUGAGCGAAUGCUCUUCUACAGUGGUCACACACGCAGAAUCGGCGAUGUGGACGAAGGCUCGACGGUGACCGAUUUUCUUCCGGCCGAGAGAGCCAGGGGUAUCACGAUCCAGUCAGCUGCCAUCACCUUCGACUGGCCACCUCCGCAAGACCUGGCCAGUGGACAUCCCUUGGACAGUAGCAGACCGGUCCACCACAUCAACUUGAUUGAUACGCCAGGGCAUGCCGACUUCACCUUUGAGGUACGCCGAUCGAUUCGUGUGCUUGAUGGCGCAGUUUGCAUCUUAGACGGCGUUGCUGGAGUCGAGGCUCAAACCGAACAAGUGUGGAACCAGGCUGGCGAGUGGAAGAUUCCACGCAUCAUCUACGUCAACAAGCUAGACCGAGAUGGCGCGGCCUUUGGGAGAGCUGUACAUGAGAUAGGCUCCCGGUUGGCAGUGUGGCCUGCGGUCUGCCAGAUCCCCUGGUUUGAGGGUGGAAGAGGCAGCUUUGUUGGCAUUGCCGACGUCUUGAAACUGCAGGCCAUGAAGUACGAUUUGGGCUCGGACGGGAAGCACUUCAAGAGGCUUUCGCUAAGGGAUCUUGACGCAGAGGAGCCGCAUUUGGCAAAAGAGCUCCGUCGUGCUCGCGCAGCCCUCGUUGAGCUCCUCAGUGAGCACGACGAUGCGCUGGUGGAGGCAUUCUUCGAUGCGAACGAGGACCACCUCGCCGUCUCAUCAGAAGAUAUUCUGCGCAGUCUACGCAGAUGCUUGCUGCGAGAAAAUUCGCCCGUUGCUCCAGUCUUUGCUGGAGCCAGUUUUCGAAAUAUUGGUGUGCAGCCACUGCUCGAUGCAGUGUAUGACCUGCUUCCAGCGCCCGAGGAACGACCCGAUCCAGAUAUCAGCGUCGGGAGUACCUCAGGCAGUCUCUCGCAGCUCCUGACAGGAAGUCUUUCCACCUCCGUGAUUGGUCAAUCUGCAACGAAAGGCAAGAAGAACGCAGUUCUAGGACCCGCCGUUGGUAAACAACUUCAGGGUUGCGCUUUGGCCUUCAAAGUCGUCAACGAUCCGCGCAGAGGUGUCUUGGUCUACAUUCGCGUUUAUUCUGGAUCUAUCAAGCGCAACGACCUCUUGUAUAAUACUAACCUUCAGGUUGCCGAGCGGGCAACAAGCCUGCUCCGGAUGUACGCCAACGAUGCUCAGCUGGUCGAGUCCAUCGAAGCUGGCCAGAUUGGCGUAAUUGCUGGCUCGAAGACCGCGCGCACAGGAGAUACUCUGAUCUCAUAUCAAGGCAACAAACAGGCGCCGCCUGAGCCUCUGAACCAGCUGCAACUGCGUCCCAUCCAUGUACCCCCACCGGUCUUUUUUGCUGCAAUCGAGCCGAACAGCCUACGAGAGGAAAAAGAUAUGCACGACAAGCUACAGCUACUACUGCGCGAGGAUCCGAGCUUAUCUGUACAUCAGGAUCAGGACACCGGUCAGACGUUGUUGAGUGGAAUGGGGGAGCUCCAUCUCGAGAUUGCCCGCGAUCGGUUAGUCGGUGACCUCAAGGCCAACGCUCGCAUGGGCCCCAUAACGAUCGGGUACAGGGAGACAGUCAAUAACGCAUCCAGCGCCGUGCAGAAAAUCUUCGACAACGAGCGAGCCGGUACCAAAGGUAAAGCUGGCUGCACGGCAAUGGUGUUACCUCUUGAUGAGGUCGAUCAAUGGAGUGAUCGCCCCAGCAACGUGGUGGAGCAUGAGCAAGAUGGCAAUGUGAUCGCGGUUGAUACGCCAUCACUCGACAAACGGGGCCGCCCACUCAGUUCGGACACUGUGUCGCUCCCAGGGCACCUGACACUGAGAGAGGUGCAAACGGCGUACAUCAACGGUGCACUGGCUGCGCUCUGUCGUGGCCCAGCAUACUCGUAUCCCAUGCGCAAUGUCCAGGUCAUACUCACCCUCGACCCGUCGAAUCAUAUUUUCGGUACCGAGACCACCACAGCUGCACUGUCGGCGGCGGCUCGCAUUGCCACCAUUGCUGCGUUCAGAGACUCGGUCGGCAAGUCCAAAUCAAGCCUGCUAGAGCCAGUCAUGAACGUCGAUAUCAGCGUGGAUGAUGCAUCACUAGGCAAGGUCGUGCAGGAUAUUUCCUCGAGUCGUGGAGGUCACAUCGUAUCCUUGGGCGACGAUGAGGCUGAGAAGGGCGACCACGACGAUGAUAAGGUCAGCGCAAUUGAUGUGAAGAGGAUAUAUGCUCCGAAGGACCCAUUCGAGACUCAAACAUCUGGUGCCGCGAAUGAUCUGCAGACUGUCAACAUUCAGCGGACUGUUAUAGCCAAAGUUCCGCUGAAAGAGAUGGUCGGAUACUUGAAGCACCUGCGCAGCAUGACGGGCGGCAGAGGUACCUUUGUCAUGAGUGUGGACCGCUUUGAGAAAGUGACGGGCGUCAGGGAGAAGAUGUUGCUGCAGGAAUUAAGAGGAGAGUCCUGA